CGCAUUGACUUUGACAUGUAAUGCGUUUACAGUUUACAUACAAAAAAUACAAAGUUAAUUAUUAGUUUCCUUUUACUCCAAUUGUACUUGAAUAGGUAUACAUUACAAUUUACAUAUAGAUAAGAUAAUACAGGAAUGGUCGGCGUGUCUUUAAUAAAUUUUACGUACCAAAUAGUACUUACAAGUAAUUUUGAUCUACCGUGAAAAUUAUAAACAGAGACCGACGGUUUUAAAAAUGAAGGAGCAUCAGGGUGAUUUGUGUUCUAGAUAUAUAAAAAUAUUUAUUGUUGUGUCGUGUUAUUGGGUUGUGUCCAUCGCUACAGUAUUUGUUAACAAGACACUAUUGAGCAGUGACUCAGUAUCACUGGACGCCCCUCUAUUUAUUACAUGGUUCCAAUGUGUUGUGUCUUUUACUAUAUGUUUUACAUUAAGUAAAACUGGAGGAAUACCUGGAGUAUUUAACUUUCCAAAAGGUUCACCAUGGAAUCUAGAAGUUGUUAAAAAGGUGAUACCAUUGUCCAUAAUGUUUACAUUAAUGAUAGCAACAAAUAAUAUGUGCUUGAAGUAUGUUGGUGUGGCUUUCUACUAUAUUGGAAGGUCUCUGACUACAGUUUUCAAUGUACUGCUGAGCUGGCUCCUGCUACGACAGUCCACAUCUCUGAGAUGUGUUUUGUGCUGCACUUUCAUUAUAUUUGGAUUCUAUUUAGGAGUAGAUCAGGAGAAUUUAUUAGGAUCGUUUUCCCUACUCGGUACCAUAUAUGGAGUUAUCGGGUCUUUCAUGCUAUCACUCUACUCGAUAUUUACUAAGAAAGUGUUGCCGAGCGUCAACCAGGAAGUGUGGCUGCUGUCGUACUACAAUAAUGCGUACUCGAUCAUAUUGUUCCUGCCGCUGAUCGUGAUCAACGGGGAGGUUGGGGUGCUAGUGCAGUAUACAGGCUUCGACAGUACCUUCUUCUGGGUGCAGAUGGUCAUUGGUGGAGUGUGCGGCUUCGCUAUUGGAUAUGUGACGUCAUUGCAAAUAAAGGUGACAUCACCUCUAACGCACAACAUAUCGGGUACGGCAAAAGCCUGCGCGCAGACAGUGUUGGCCACUCAGUGGUACAACGAGACUAAGAACUACCUGUGGUGGUCCUCGAACCUUAUUGUAUUAGGAAGCAGUGCGAUGUACGCGAGGUUCAAACAAAUUGAAAUGGAAGAGAAUUCUAGAAAACCUGUGCCCGAAGAGAAAAAAAGUCUCGUAUGACCGUAGAUUUUUAAUUGCAUUUGUUUUAAUUAUUUUAUAUUAUAUUAUUUUAGAAGUUUAUAUAAGUAUGUGAUUAAUUUAUAAGUCAUGUAAAUGUUCCAAAGUAAAACAGCAUAGGCUUUAUCCAGUGUGAUGUGUAUAGCGUGGCUAUCAUUGUAACUCGUCCCAAUAAGAUUCUCAUGCGACUUCUAUUGGGAUUGGCGUAAUCACGAAAGUGGUGGAGUUUUGACCCAGGAAAUUAAAUAUAAGAUAUUUAUAAUUUUUAAAUGUGAAAUAUGUUACUAAAAUAUAUAUUUCUGUGGA
Papilio polytes (common Mormon) is the source of this 1546-nucleotide messenger RNA. RefSeq names its product GDP-fucose transporter 1 (gene nac). The record is from RefSeq and is a predicted model, not a curated record. NCBI's taxonomy places the organism in Eukaryota, Metazoa, Arthropoda, Insecta, Lepidoptera, Papilionidae. Gene Ontology annotation, molecular function: antiporter activity. The transcript is spliced from 5 exons. The coding region runs from base 236 to 1243 and encodes 335 amino acids. Gene Ontology annotation, biological process: GDP-fucose import into Golgi lumen; protein O-linked glycosylation via fucose. Gene Ontology annotation, cellular component: Golgi apparatus.